AUGAUUCGCUCGCUUUCCGCGCAAGCGCUCGUCGUUUCAUCAACUUGCGAUCGAGAGGGCUUGGAAUUUUCAUCCUCUGUAGAGUCGUUCGUCUCUGGUUUUACGCUAUGCCCUUUUGAAAACUGCUUCUCUUCUGGCGAAAGCGACUCUGUCAUCGAAGUUCCUCUUGUAUCAUCAAAGAAUUCGUUAUCAAUCAUAUCACUCUUUAUGACAAAAUCCUUACAUCCUUUACCGAAUUCUGUUGUUCCCAUCCCCCUAUGAAUGCUGCAGUCUGCUGUGAGGUUGACGACAAAUUGUUCGAUCUUUCUGAACCAUUGUUCUCCGGUUCGCGCAGUUCCUCAUCAGGAACAUCCAGUUCAAGACUGCAAUAUUGAGACUCCUCAUCUACAACCGUUUCAUGAAGAAAUUUGCUUUCCUCUAUGCAGGCCUCUGAGCCCUCCAUAGGUUCACAUGAAAUAGGAAUAAGUUGGUAUUUCUUCAAGAUGUCGCACAGAUCUUCUCGAGUGACUUGGGCAAGCCGUGAAGCUUUCAAAGAAAAAUCUCGUUUGAGCAAUGCAAGUACAUGAUCCAUUGAAUACUCUUCUAAAAGAGUUUUAA
Haemonchus placei is the source of this 597-nucleotide messenger RNA. NCBI's taxonomy places the organism in Eukaryota, Metazoa, Nematoda, Chromadorea, Rhabditida, Trichostrongylidae. The record is from the annotation of a GenBank genome assembly.